AAUCAAAAAAAAAAAAACUAAAUCGAAAGAAUGUCAAGUAAAACUCUGAUAUUUUUUCUCAAUAUUACAUUCAAAAAAUUAAUAAAUCCACGAAAGUAAUUGAAUAUUUCUCAUUUUGUUCAUGAAAAGACUGAAAUGAUAAAUUUAUAAAGAAAUGAUAUGCAAAGAAUAGUUAGAUAUUAGUGCUCAGUGUUCUGUGAUAUAGUGACUAUUACUAGUUGUUGAAAUCUUUUUUUUUUUUUUUAAUAAAGAAAAUAAUUACUUUAUGUUGAAUUUUUAUAGAACAUUUUAUUUCUUGUGUUUAAUAUUAUAAAGUUUAUUAUGUGAGUAGUCAAAUGUGUUAUUAAUAAUUAAAUACGAAUGUUAUUAUGAAGGAGUGGAACGUCAUUCAUGGCGCUACGAGAAAACUACGCGAUAAAUUAUUGCAGCCCGCCCCUUAUGGGCCCUGCUCAAUUUCUUUUUGAUAUGAUGAUCAAUGGCUUUAUUCGAAAAAAAACACACAAAUAAAGUAUUAUUGGAUGAUACAGAAGUGUUGAGUAGUGUAAUUGAAAAUGCUAGAACAGUUGAUGGUCAUACGGAAUAUGUGAUCAGGACACAAAGAGGUCCUUUACCCGAACGAUCGUGGAGAGUUAGUAGACGAUACAAUGACUUUGUACAACUCAAUGCAGCUCUAUCUAUAUCAGGCUUGGAUUUGCCUUUGCCUCCAAAAAAAGUUAUUGGUAACAUGGGCGCAGAAUUUAUAGCUCAACGCCAAAUUGCUCUGCAAAAAUAUUUAAACGUGGUACUAAUGAAUCCCAUAUUGGCUUCAUCGUUGUCUAUGAAACACUUUCUCGAUCCCAAUAAUUACACUGUUCCACUACAUGAAAUAGCAUUACAACAAGUGUCUUUAGCACUAAGGAGUGAUGCCAAUUUCGAAAUUGGGAAACCCAUCGUGGAUAUGGGAUGGAGAUUGAGAAAACAUUACUACACAGUGAAGAAUCGACAAAAUCCUAAACAAGAAUUACUUUUAGCAUGGGUGGAAUUCGGACCAGACAAACAUUUACAAGACAGAGACAUGCAAGGUGUUUUUAAAAGCUUAGGAUCAUUGAAACACAAUCAUAUCGAAGGUAUUGUCCAUCAACAUGUAACUGAAAAUGGAGCAUUGACCAUAAGGAAUUUUUAUGUCAACGGUACUUUACGAGAUGUACUCUGCAAUACCAAACCAAAGCAACCUUUUAUCAAAAAAUAUGGAAAUCCAAAGCAUACUAAGCUAUUAACGACAUCUGAAAUAGCAACAUAUGGAUAUCAAAUUUUAGAAGCACUAAAUUAUCUGGCAGAAAAAGGUUUACCUUACGGUCAUUUGCAUACUGGAAAUGUUUUGCUUACAUCAUCGGGUGCUAAAUUAUUAGAUAUAGAGAAUGGACUCUUAGGCUUGCCGGCAUUUUAUCGUCCAUAUGUUGUCCAAAGACGGAAGCUCCAUGCUACUACUCAAGUAGACGUUUAUUCCUUUGGGCAUGUUUUAUAUGAGAUGGCUUUUGGCAGGCCAUUGUUAGAAGCAACGUGUACAGAUCUUCCACAAUGUGAUGUUCAUCUUAAAAAUCUUCUAGAAGUAAUACUCUCGCCGGAUGCUCUAAAACAAGACCUGCCAACAUUUUCUCAAUUGAUGGAACAUCAAUUUUUUGAGACUGCUAAACGAAUGGCUCUAUUAUCUGCCAGUCAAGUUGAAAAACCUCAUUUUAAAUUAAGUAGUCAUCUUAAAGAAGCUUUACUUCAAGCGGCCCAUAAAGCCGAACAGAGAUUGAGGGAUGAACAAAAACUUGCUCGGCAUCAAAAGAGACUGGUAAAAGUCCAAGAAAUGAUGAGCUCGGAAGAGGAAAUGAAAAAGCGCAAGCAAAAAUUGAAAAAAGAAUCAAAAUUGGCACAAGAACAGCGGUCAUCAAGUCAACUUGGUACGGGCGAAAUAAAACAGAUUAAUGGAAAAAGUCCAGAAAGAUCAGACAGUCCUACAAGUACAUCCACGACCACUAGCGUUGAUACUCUUACGCCUCCUUCUCAAGGUCUUGCAGAAAAACAAACUGCAACAAUCACAAAGAAUGAUAUUGUGGAAUCUAAACAAUCGUCUGUACCUGUGCCAUCAUCAAAAGCAUCUAGUGGAACUUCCAUCACACCUAUUAUAGGUACAAAUGAUCGUACUGCCUUGUUGGGCAGUAUAUGUAACUUUAAUAAAUCUACGCUUCGCAGAAUUACUAAUGGGAAUCACUAAAAUUGAUUGCACGUAAUAUAAUUAUCGAUAUGGUUGAUCAGAAAUUAUCAAAUAUGCGUAGGAAAUUAAUGUUAAAUACGUAUGUAUUGAAAAUCAUAUGGGUGAAUGUAAAUUUUGUUGACUUAUUUGAUUAAUGGUGUCCCAUUAUUAGUAUAGUAUUUUUUUUUAAAUAUUCAUAGGUGAUAAAAAAAAAAUUGAAGUACCUCCAAUAGUUGAUAUUUAAUAUAUGUUACAAGAUCGUUGAAACGAUAAAAAUUUCUUCAACAAUGUUCUAGUUAAUAAUCUAUUUGAUGAUCUAUGCUAUUAACAAUAUAAAAAUAUUAUAGUGAUAAAAGAUUACAGAGAUUAUGGAAUAUAUUGAUAAAAGAGUUACUCAUCAGUGGAAAAGCUAUAUCUGUACACUAAUAUACUAUUUGAAUUAAUUGUAAUAAUAAAAUAUGUAAUCUUUAACCUUCAAUUUAGUCACAUUGAAUAAAAAAAUAUUAAAUUUAGAUUCAGCACAUUUAAAUUCUUAACGAGGAAUUGUUCUUUGUACGAUAAAUACAAAAUUAUAUAACUUUACAAUGUGCCAAAAGUAAUUUUUCAUUAAUAUAUUUCUUUCCAAUUAAAACUAAAUUCAAACUUUCAAAUAGAAAAUUUAAAUGUCAUAUAUCAACCAUGUAUGUAAUGUAUUCACUCUGUAAACAUUAAAAAAACAACAACUAUGCAGUAUCAAUUGAUUUAAACUUUUGUAUAGUCACUCUAAUAUUUUUCUAAAAAUUCAGUCUUUAAUUGAUCAAUUUGACUCUUUUUUUGUGUGAUAUUUAACAUUUUUAAUAGUUCAAAUAUACACAGAUUAUUAUUAUUUACAAAUAUAAUAAGCGAAAGAUUGAUAUGCUCAUAUCUUAUAUCCUAAAGCUUAGAGUGCGUUGAAGUUUUAUCUUUUUUCCUCCGUUUGAUAUCAAAUAAUACUACGGCAUCAGAAAAAAGAUUAUAAAGAUGCAUAUAUUGACUUAUAUGAAAAUCAUUCGCUUAUUUUUAUGGAUGGCCUUGUCAUUUAAGUUAUACGAGAUUAAUUGAAAUUGAAUGCUAAACGGGGUUAUGGCAUUAAUCGCCGAUUUUGUGUCAAAGUUUAAUGUGUAACUUCUCAGUUGCUCCUUUCAGUCUGUAAUAGAAAAGACAAAUUUGGUUAACCAAAUAAUUAAUAAAGUCAUACAAGGUAAAUGAA
Messenger RNA from Chelonus insularis, 3449 nucleotides. RefSeq names its product PX domain-containing protein kinase-like protein. The record is from RefSeq and is a predicted model, not a curated record. Gene Ontology annotation, biological process: negative regulation of ATP-dependent activity; protein phosphorylation; negative regulation of monoatomic ion transport. NCBI's taxonomy places the organism in Eukaryota, Metazoa, Arthropoda, Insecta, Hymenoptera, Braconidae. The transcript has 5 exons. The coding region runs from base 476 to 2242 and encodes 588 amino acids. Gene Ontology annotation, molecular function: phosphatidylinositol binding; ATP binding; protein kinase activity. Gene Ontology annotation, cellular component: plasma membrane.